UCGUCUCCUCAGUGAUCUCGAUUCACUUCCGUCACACAAAGAUGGCCUGCUCCAGCCUGUACUAUCCAGAAUGCGGGGUGGCCCGACCCAGCCCAGUUUCCGGCACCUGCAACGAGCCGUGCGUGAGGCAGUGCCCUGACUCCGAAGUGGUGAUCAGACCCUCACCGAUUGCCGUGACCAUCCCAGGGCCCAUUAUGAGCACCUUCCCUCAGCAGAGUGAAGUGGCAGCUCUAGGAGCCCCUGUGGUGGGAUCCGGCUAUGGCGGCUCAUUUGGUGCGGGAGCACUCUCCGGCUAUGGAGCUCCUUACGGGGGAUACUACGGCUUGGGAGGUUUCGGUGGUUAUGGGGGACGUUUUGGUUAUGGGGGUCUCUGUGGUUAUGGAGGUGGUUAUGGUUACGGGAGAGGCUUUGGGGGACUCUGUGGUUAUGGGGGAGGUUAUGGGGGACUCUGUGGUUAUGGGGGAGGUUAUGGGGGGCUCUGUGGUUAUGGGGGAGGUUAUGGGGGACUCUGUGGAUAUAGGGGAGGUUACGGUUAUGGAGGAGCAUGUGGCACCGGGGUAUCUUGUCAUAGGUACCUGAGUGGAAGCUGCACCCCAUGUUAGACACGGCAGGAAUCUCUAUGGCCAAAAGAAAGACCAGGAAAUGAACAACAACUGAUAAUUUCCGAUAUCGAUUUCAGAAGGGUCGUACCGGCCUGGCUCCAAAUGAGCUGCACGCGAGCUGUAUCUCCCCAGCCCCCUUCUCUCAUAGACUCGAGUCUAAUGUCUUGCUAGGAAUGUUUUCUGUCAAUGCUUUCUCCCACCACAUGCUUCUGCUCUUAUGCGGACUCACUCUGAAUUACGCUCACCCUGUUAUAAUAACCCUAAGGUGUGAAGCAAACAAGGGCGUUAAGAAAGGCAUCAGUUGCACUUAUUAAAUUUUUGCUGAUCUUGCAGCUUCAAAAAAAGAAAAGGAGCUUCUUGGAUUAAAUAGCCCGUAUUAAAGCAGUGGGGGAACAUUCUCUGGAAUUUUAUUAUUGCUUUCUGUAAUUGUGUAUCGCAAAUGUCAUUCACAUUAAAAACUCUGCUGCAUCCGAA
Pelodiscus sinensis (Chinese soft-shelled turtle) is the source of this 1076-nucleotide messenger RNA. The record is from RefSeq and is a predicted model, not a curated record. NCBI's taxonomy places the organism in Eukaryota, Metazoa, Chordata, Testudines, Trionychidae.